AUGGGGUCCAUAGACGAUCUCCUUCUUGAGGAGCAGUCUCUCGAGAACGGCCCACGACCGGCGCCCACAUCCUCGCAGGAUCCUGAGCAGCUCAAACAGCGGCUGGAGGAGACGUUUCUCUCGCCGUCGACAGAAUUCUCGGAAGAAUGGCUCAACAAAUUACAGCAGCGAUGGGACCAUGAGACAGACUAUUCAUCGCUGUUCAAGCUUGCCCCGACGCAGAGUCGGACUGUCACUAGAUUCCAGCGACAUGGGCUGGAAGGUCGAGUCACAGGCUAUCGCAACGUCACGGUCCCCGCUUCAGGUGCCACGGCCAAGAGCUCAACCUCUUUCUCUCGCAAGCCUGCCAGCCGAGCUGAGUUUGUCCGGGGUGCGGCUGGCUUCUUCCCCUUUGCGCCUGGUGGUUUAGAGGGCAUCGAAGCGACGGCCGCUUUAGAGGAUCAGAUUCACAGUGGCGGUGCUACUGGCGAAAGCAACGACGGCAAAAGCAAGCUCGACAGGGUUAUUCAGUUUGGAGCUGAGGGCGGUCUACUAUCGAUACCACCGGGGUUCGACAGAGGCAUCGACUUUUCGAGAAAGAAGUUGGACCAAGGUGACGCAGACGCUGUGAAGGAAGUGCUCGAAGAAGAUCCCGAGGCUCUUGACGACUUGAAUGAGAGCAGGGACGAUUCGGAGACGGGCACGCCCAGCGGCGACAAGCAAGAUGCCGAGGACGAAGACGACGACAUUGACGGCAUCUUACCCAAUGAGUUCCCUUCACUUGAACCCCAUGGCGUUCUCGCCGCCUCUAGCGCUAGAAAAGCCGGGAGGGAGUGGGCGCAUAUGGUGGAUAUCAAACAUUCCAUGCCCAACUUCCGUGAGCUUGUUCCGGACAUGGCACGUGAAUGGCCAUUCGAACUCGACACUUUCCAGAAAGAAGCCGUCUAUCAUCUUGAAAGCGGCGACUCUGUGUUCGUGGCAGCACAUACAUCAGCUGGUAAAACAGUGGUGGCAGAGUAUGCCAUUGCGUUGGCGGCAAGACACAUGACCAAGGCCAUCUAUACCUCGCCGAUCAAGGCCCUGAGCAACCAGAAGUUUCGCGACUUCCGGCAGACUUUCGACGAGGUGGGUAUUCUCACGGGUGAUGUGCAGAUCAAUCCCGAGGCUAGCUGCCUGAUUAUGACCACGGAGAUUCUGAGGAGUAUGCUGUACAGAGGUGCUGAUCUCAUCCGUGAUGUCGAGUUUGUCAUCUUUGACGAGGUGCAUUAUGUGAACGACUACGAAAGAGGUGUUGUUUGGGAAGAGGUCAUCAUUAUGUUGCCGGAGCAUAUAUCCUUGAUCUUGCUGUCAGCCACGGUGCCCAAUACGUAUGAGUUCGCAUCGUGGGUGGGACGAACAAAGCAGAAGGAUAUUUACGUUAUAACGACACCGAAACGUCCAGUGCCGCUCGAGCACUAUUUGUGGGCCAACAAGGACAUCCACAAGAUCGUCGACCACGAGAAGAAGUUUAUUGAGAAGGGUUGGAAGGACGCCCAUCACGCUAUUCAGAGCAAGGAUAAGGAUACCAACCAGCAGACUGUCGCUACGCGUGGUGGCAACCCGAGGGGUGGGCAGCGAGGCGGUCCGCAAAGAGGAGGUCCGCAACAACGUGGGGGACGGGGUGGCCAACAGCAGAGAGGCGGUAACCAGCGUGGCCGAGGAGGCGGCGGUCCCCCCCGAGCCAGCCAUGCACCAGGCCAUAUGGGCCGCACCGGGCGACAGGGUGGCUUCACAUCUGCUGCGCAGGAUAAGAAUCUUUGGGUACAUCUCGUUCAGUUUCUGCGGAAACAGAACCUUUUGCCAGCAUGUAUCUUUGUCUUCUCCAAGAAGCGUUGCGAGGAGAACGCGGACGCGCUGAGCAACCAGGACUUCUGCACAGCCAAGGAGAAGAGCCACAUACACAUGAUCAUUGAGCGUUCAGUUGCUCGUUUGAAACCCGAGGACAGGGUGUUGCCUCAAAUUAUCAGGCUGAGAGAUCUCCUGGGUCGUGGUAUCGCCGUUCACCAUGGUGGACUGUUGCCCAUAGUGAAGGAGAUUGUGGAGAUCUUGUUUGCAGAGACUCUAGUCAAGGUGCUCUUCGCAACAGAGACAUUUGCCAUGGGACUGAACUUACCCACGAGGACAGUCGUCUUCUCCGGAUACAGGAAGCACGACGGACAUUCAUUCCGCAACUUACUUCCAGGCGAAUACACCCAGAUGGCUGGUCGAGCCGGUCGACGUGGCCUCGAUACUGUCGGCUCCGUCAUCAUUGUACCUCCGGGAGGUGACGAUGCGCCGCCCGUCUCUGACUUAAGAAACAUGAUUCUGGGCGAACCGUCCAAGUUGCGGUCACAGUUCAGGCUGACCUACAACAUGAUCCUCAACCUGCUGCGCGUAGAAGCUCUCAAGAUUGAGGAGAUGAUCAAGCGAAGUUUCUCGGAACAUGCUACGCAACAGUUGCUGCCCGAGCAUGAGAAGGAUGUGAAGUUGGCCCAGGCUGACUUGGCCAAGGUCAAGCGUGACCCGUGCAAGAUCUGCGACGAGCACAUGGACGACUGUCACCAAGCCGCCCAGGACUUGAAGCAGCUGACUUUUGAGCUAUACAAAGGCUUGCUGAGCAUUCCCAUCGGACGGAGAAUGUUCCAGCAGCAGCGCCUCAUCGUCUUCAACUGGGAUGGUAUUCGCACUGUUGGUAUUCUUCUGCAUGAUGGGGCCAGCAUGAAAGGCACUACCGAGGACCCAACUCUUCAUGUCUGCGCUGUGAGGCCGAACCGGGAGCGUCGCGACGGGACGGACAGUCUGCCCUUCCUACCGGGCUUCCGCAAGAUGUUCCACAAGCUGCCGCAAACCAAGCGACAGCUCAACACCAAGACGCUGCAUGUCCCUAUGAGCGACGUCGAGUGUCUAACACGCUGGGUGGCCAAGGACAUUUUGCCCUUCAUCUUCCAGGGAGGCGAAGUUAGAGAUAAUGCCGAAAGGAGGUUGAUGGAUCUGUGCAGCUCGUGGGACGAUCGCUGGGACGAGAUGGAUUUUGGCAAGAUCAAGAGCAUGGCACUGCAAGAGUUGAUGGAAAAGAGAGUCGCGUUGGUGGACAAGAUCAUGAACUCGCCCUCCAUUCGCUGCCAGGCCUUCCUCCGCCACUACGCCAUGUGUCACGACCAGUGGCUCAUCAAGGAGCACAUUUCUCAGCUCAAGCAGUCGCUCUCUGACCAGAAUCUGCAGCUGCUGCCCGAUUACGAGCAGCGUGUCCAGGUGCUGAAAGAACUAGGAUUUAUUGACGACGCGACACGUAUACAGCUCAAGGGCAAGGUUGCUUGCGAGAUUCACUCUGGUGAUGAGCUAGUCCUGACAGAGCUGAUCCUCGACAACGUACUGGCGGAGUUUGAGCCGGCUGAAAUCGCCGCGUUGCUGUCCGCCUUUGUCUUCCAAGAAAAGACAGACGUUGAACCCGUUCUCACCGGCAAUCUUGAAAAGGGAAGGCAGACCAUCAUCGCUAUUUCCGAAAAGGUCAAUGAUGUCCAGACGAGGCUGCAAGUGAUCCAGUCCACAGAGGAUAGCAACGACUUUGUCUCGCGUCCGCGCUUUGGCAUCAUGGAGGUUGUCUACGAAUGGGCGAGAGGCAUGUCCUUCAAGAACAUCACCGGCUUGACGGAUGUCUUGGAGGGUACAAUUGUGCGCACAAUCACACGACUGGACGAGACUUGUCGCGAGGUGAAGAAUGCAGCGAGAAUUGUGGGUGAUCCUGAGCUGUACCAGAAGAUGCAGACCGCGCAGGAGAUGAUCAAGAGAGACAUCACUGCAGUGGCGAGUCUGUACAUGUAA
This is a messenger RNA of Emericellopsis cladophorae, 3819 nucleotides long. Its product is annotated as putative ATP-dependent RNA helicase-like protein. Gene Ontology annotation, molecular function: RNA binding; ATP binding; RNA helicase activity. Lineage: Eukaryota; Fungi; Ascomycota; Sordariomycetes; Hypocreales; Bionectriaceae. Gene Ontology annotation, cellular component: Ski complex. The transcript has a single exon. The record is from RefSeq and is a predicted model, not a curated record. The coding region runs from base 1 to 3819 and encodes 1272 amino acids. Gene Ontology annotation, biological process: nuclear-transcribed mRNA catabolic process, 3'-5' exonucleolytic nonsense-mediated decay.